AUAUAUUUUAAAUUCUCUUUUUUUUUUAAAAAAAAUAAUAAUAAUAAUACACGAACACACACACGAAUACACAUACACAUAUAUUUAUACAGAAUGCCUGCCACAACAUCAAGCGGAUUACCAACAACAGCACACAUCCAUCCCCUCGUGCUCCUUUCCGCAACUGACCAUUACAACAGAGUCGCCACUGGCUCAAAGAAGAGAGUUGUCGGUGUUCUUUUGGGCCAGCAAAAGGGCAAGAUUGUGAAUGUCUCCAACAGUUUUGCGGUCCCAUUCGAAGAAGAUGAAAAGGAUCCCUCUGUGUGGUUCUUGGAUCACAAUUAUGUCGAGGCUAUGAAUGACAUGUUCAAAAAGGUCAAUGCCAAGGAAAAGAUGAUUGGAUGGUAUCAUAGUGGACCAAAGUUGCGUGCAUCGGAUUUGGAGAUCAAUGAACUCUUUAAGCGCUAUACACCCAACCCGGUUUUGGUUAUCGUAGACGUAAAGCCCAAGGCAGCCGAGAUCCCCACCGAUGCCUACUUUGCUAUUGAGGAAAUCAAGGAUGAUGGCACUGCUACCACAAAGACAUUCAUGCACAUUUCGUCCGAAAUUGUGGCAGAAGAAGCAGAAGAGAUUGGUGUGGAGCAUCUUUUGAGAGACAUCAAGGACAAUGCGGUCGGUACUUUGUCUACCCGAAUCCACGCUCAGCUCGGAUCUCUGUCUGGUCUUCAGGGCCGUCUUGAAGAAAUCAGAGAUUACCUCCAGAAGGUUGUGGCCGGAAAGCUGCCCGUGAACCACCAGAUCAUCUACAACCUUCAGGAUAUCUUUAAUCUCUUGCCUAGUCUGGAGUCUCAGGGUAUGGUCAGCGCCUUUAGUGUCAAGACAAACGACCAGCUGUUGAUGAUCUACCUUUCAAGUCUCAUUCGUUCUGUUAUCGCACUCCACAACCUCAUUGAUAACAAGAUUGAAAACCUUCAAGGAGAAGGUAUUUUGCCCGUAACUGGUAGUGAGGUUACGGAGGUAGCUCAGAAAGAAGAAGCAGAAGCAUAAAAACAAAGAAGAACAAAUCCUAUCCCUCUCCCCUUCCUUCUCCUCUCAGUCUUUCUCUCUCAACAACAACAACAAAUACAACAACAGAAUUCUUUUUUCUUGUAUAU
Molecule: messenger RNA, 1133 nt
Organism: Phycomyces blakesleeanus NRRL 1555(-)
Lineage: Eukaryota; Fungi; Mucoromycota; Mucoromycetes; Mucorales; Phycomycetaceae
Exons: 3
Coding region: 94-1026 (310 amino acids)
Biological process (GO): proteasome-mediated ubiquitin-dependent protein catabolic process
Cellular component (GO): proteasome regulatory particle; proteasome complex
Molecular function (GO): protein binding; metallopeptidase activity
Source: RefSeq, a predicted model, not a curated record